ACCACAAUGACCUCCCUACCUCCCUUGGCUUACCGUUGGGGGUUUUUUCUGGUUGAGAGAUUUGAGAAACCCCCUAUUGCGCCUCCCACGGACUUGUACAUAAACGUCAUCCGAUCUUUUUUACCAAACAUUUUCGAUCCACUAACAUGGGAUCUCUGCCCGAAUCGGCCGCUGCGGACCAGCAUCAGAAGAAUGGCACAAGUACUCAGUACCCAAUACACCCACUUGGGCCGCUCUCUGCGGAGGAAAUCAGCCGGAGUGCCAACCUGAUCCGCGGUGCAUGGCCUGAAGGAACAAAGUUUCAGUUCAAGGUCAUCACCCUCUCGGAGCCGGCAAAGGUGCAACUCAUCCCUUAUCUGGAUGCCGAGAAGAAGGGACAAGCGACGUCACCCAUCGAUCGGCGUAGUUUUGUUGGCUACUACAUCAGGAACACGGUUCGUAAAGGGCACUAUCUUGAUCGAACACGACAACAAAGAUCUUGUUUGCUAACGCUGGUUUCUUUUUUUUUUUUUUUUUUUUAAAAAACCGUUUUUGGUGGCGAAUAGCACAAACUCCAUGAAGCCAUCGUCAACCUGACGCAAAAUGUAGUGGAGAGCAACGUCCUUCUUGGACCAAACGUCCACGCCAAUGGCGACGCCGAGGAGCUUUUGGCGAUCGAGGAGAUGCUCACCUCGGACCCCAGUGUACUGGCCGAGGUUGCCAAGCUGAAGUUGCCUGAAGGGGCAAAGGUAGUCGCGGAUCCCUGGAUAUACGGAUCCGAUGGCGUCAACGAGGGAAACUUUAGUGAUGAGAAGCGUCUUUAUCAAUGUUUCCUGUACAUGAGGGACCCGAAUAAUUCUUCCAUGACUGAGAGCUGCCACUAUGCUUUUCCUCUACCGAUAUCACCAGUCGUGGACCCCACGACUAUGAAGGUCGUUCGCAUCGACAUUCUGCCGACGGGUCUGGACACCAAGGUCAAGCCAUUGUCUCCUUGGGAGCCUGCACCUCCCAACGAGUACGUGGCUGAGGCGCAGGCAGCCAUGAGGACGGACUUGAAACCUUUGCGGGUGGUGCAGCCGGAAGGCGCUUCAUUCCAGGUCUCCAAGUUUUCAGAGACGGGCCAUCGGGUAUCGUGGCAAAAGUGGGAUUUUAAAGUAGGCUUCAACCAAAGGGAGGGUAUGGUGCUCUACGACGUUCACUACGACAGCAAGCCCCUCUUCUACCGCUUGAGCUUGUCGGAUAUGUCGAUCCCCUACGCAGACCCUCGACACCCUUUCCACAAAAAGGCCGCAUUUGACCUUGGCGAUGUAGGUGCGGGCAUCAUGGCCAACAACCUGGGCCUGGGCUGCGAUUGCCUCGGCUCCAUCUACUACAUCUCUGGAGUCUUGACAAACAGUGAAGGGCAGCCAGUCGACUACCCCAACGUCAUCUGCAUCCACGAGCAAGACGCAGGUCUACUCUGGAAGCACACCAACUACCGGACAAACAAGGCCAGCCUCGUGCGCAACCGGGAGCUCGUGCUGCAGACGAUCCUGACCGUGUCAAACUACGAGUACAUCCUCGCCUGGGUCUUCAACCAGGCCGGAGACGUGACGUACGAGGUCCGCGCCACCGGAAUCCUCAGCACGCAGCCGGUGGACAGGGAGCUGCAAAAGACCCCCCACCCGUACGGCACGGUCGUGCACCCGGGGGUGCUGGCGACGCACCACCAGCACUUCUUCUCGCUGCGCAUCGACCCCAUGGUGGCGGGCCACGGCAACACGGUCGUGUACGACGACGCGGUCCCUCUUGCGCGCGACGCGACCACGAACCCGCACGGCGUCGGCUACACGGUCGAGACCAAGGCCAUCGAGACGUCGGGCGGCUUCGACCUCGACAGCUCCCGCGGCCGCGUCUUCCGCAUCACCAACCCGGCCGUCCGCAACGCCGUCAACGGCGCCCCCGCCGGCUACAAGCUCCAGAUCCCCUCCAUGCAGCCCAUCCUGGCCGACGCGGACAGCUUCCACCGGCGCCGGGCCGAGUUUGCCGAUCGCUCCGUGUACGUGACGCGGUACGCCGAGGGCGAGCUGUUCUCGGGCGGGCAGUACACGAACCAGAGCAGGGGCGGGACGGGCGUGAGGACCUGGGCCCAGCGGCAGGAGUCGCUGGCCGGCGGGGACCCUGUGGUGUGGGCGCAGUUUGGCAUCAAUCACGUGCCCAGGAUCGAGGACUUCCCCGUCAUGCCGUGCGAGGUGCUGAGGGUCACCAUGAGGCCGGUAAACUUUUUCGACAGGAACCCGGCGCUCGACGUGGCGCCGAGCACGCAGGACUUUAACCAGAGCGUGCUGCUGAAUGGGGCCGGCAGGAACGGUGGCGGGUGUGGUGCCAAUGGGAAUGGUGCUAACGGGAGUGUGGGUUGCGCUAGGUAAGGCUGGGGCUGUGGGUUGGUUUUGCUGCUUACUGUAGCACAAGCGAGAAAAAGAAAAAAAGAAAGACUCUAAAUUUGGGGGCUGUGACAGGGAUCAUUUGCCUGCCCGGAAUUUUAGUGCCUGCCAAUGCAUGUCAACCGUCAACUGUUGUUAUCCAUCCAUCCAAUUGUUAUGGUAGAUGUGAUUGGCGCCGUUAUCGCAAGGGUCCAUAUAUGUCGGUGAUCAGGAGGAUCAAUCUGCACCAAUAUCUUUGAUUACAGGGCCCGACCUGGUGGCCGUUGGUCGAAUCUUGCACUCGUCUCCCUUGGGUAUAAAAUCCUUUCAGGUCAUGGCAUAGGACUAGUAAAGAUUCUG
Molecule: messenger RNA, 2741 nt
Organism: Pyricularia oryzae 70-15
Lineage: Eukaryota; Fungi; Ascomycota; Sordariomycetes; Magnaporthales; Pyriculariaceae
Product: copper amine oxidase 1
Exons: 2
Coding region: 663-2387 (574 amino acids)
Biological process (GO): amine metabolic process
Molecular function (GO): quinone binding; primary methylamine oxidase activity; copper ion binding
Source: RefSeq, a predicted model, not a curated record